GCUCUCGGCACAGGGGGCCCCACACCUGACCACCUUCCCUCUCCACCUGCUCCUCUGACCGACUCCACCCUCAACCCACCAGGACCAUGGGCUGCUGUGGCUGCUCCGGAGGCUUCGGGGGCUGCGGCUCUGGCUGUGGGGGCUGCGGCUCCGGCUGUGGGGGCAGCGGCUCUGGCUGCUGUGUGCCCGUUUGCUGCUGCAAGCCCGUGUGCUGCUGUGUGCCAGCCUGUUCCUGCAACGGCUGUGGCAAAGGGGGCUGUGGCUCCUGUGGGGGCUGUAAGGGGGGCUGUGGCUCCUGCGGGGGCUGCAAGGGGGGCUGUGGGUCCUGUGGGGGCUGCAAGGGGGGCUGUGGGUCCUGUGGGAGCUGCAAGGGGGGCUGUGGCUCCUGUGGCUGCUCCCAGUCCAGCUGCUGUGUCCCUGUUUGCUCCCAGUCCAGCUGCUGCAAACCCUGCUGCUCCCAGUCCAGCUGCUGUGUCCCCAUUUGCUGCCAGUGCAAGAACUGA
Choloepus didactylus (southern two-toed sloth) is the source of this 503-nucleotide messenger RNA. RefSeq names its product keratin-associated protein 5-1-like. The record is from RefSeq and is a predicted model, not a curated record. Bases 87 to 503 code for a protein of 138 amino acids. NCBI's taxonomy places the organism in Eukaryota, Metazoa, Chordata, Mammalia, Pilosa, Megalonychidae. The transcript has a single exon.